Dimorphilus gyrociliatus is the source of this 3151-nucleotide messenger RNA. NCBI's taxonomy places the organism in Eukaryota, Metazoa, Annelida, Polychaeta, Dinophilidae. The record is from the annotation of a GenBank genome assembly.
AAUGCCUACUAAAAUUCUAGAGGAAGUCUUUGGUGCAUUGCAUAAUGGAGAAACCAUAAUAAAGAAGUAUACACUACAAAACGAGUCUAUUGAGGUUUCUAUAAUAAAUUAUGGAGCAACAAUAACGUCCAUUAAAGUACCUGAUGCACAUGGUAUUAAAGGUGAUGUUGUCUUAGGAUACGAUACGUUAGAAGAGUAUACGAAGAAUAUACCAUAUAUCGGUUGCACAAUUGGAAGAUUCGCUAAUCGGAUUGCCAAUGCAAAAUUUUAUUGUGACGGAGUCCUUUACGAUAAACUUUACGCUAAUGACGGCCCUAAUACCUUGCACGGCGGGAAAGAAGGAUUUAAUAAGAAAAUCUAUACUACUGUAGUGGACGAUUCGGCAGUGACAAUGACUUACAAAUCGGUUGAUGGCGAAGAAGGUUUCCCUGGAAAUUUGACCCUUAACGUUAAAUAUUCACUAACCGAUAAUAACGGUUUAAAGAUUGAUUAUAACGCAACAACGGAUAAGGCAACUCCUUGCAAUAUUACAAAUCACUCUUACUUUAACCUUAGCGGCAUGAAAGAGAAAGAUGUUUAUAAUCAUAGCGUUCAAAUUUUAUGCGACGAGUAUACGCCUGCCGUAAAUAAUAUACCAACUGGUCAAAUAGUCCAAGUAACCGGACCUUUUGAUCUAAGGAAACCAAAGUUAAUGGGUGAUAUGAUAAAAGAAUUGCCUGAACUAAACGGUUACGACAAUAAUUAUUGCGUUAAAGGUUGGAAAGAAAUUAAAAGAGAUAUUCAACUAGUUGCACGCGUUCGUCAUAACGAAAGUGGACGUCGUAUGAAUGUCUAUACAACGCAGGCAGGUUUACAAUUUUAUACAGGAAAUCACCUGGAUAAUGUUGGAAAAAAUCAUGAAAAAGCCGUUGAGAAAAUGCUUGGAAAACUGUAUAACCGACUAAGAUCAUCAAAAACUGAUAGAGUUGAACCAUUUAAGGAUAGUUCAGAUGAUAAGCAGAAACCUAGACGUCAACUACCGAAAACUCCGGAAGAAACUACCCGUCCCAUGGGAGCUUGGAGCUCAAUAAAAGUUAAGAAAGUUGCGAGAAGUAGCUGGCAGAGGGAAGAAGAUGUUAUUAGAACAUUAAUAUCUCAACAGGAUUAUCAAGUUAUUCAGAGUAGACCUAUAAGUACUGAAAAGAAGCUAAUUGAUAAUUGUGAGAUAACUGUGUCUGUUACGGGCGAAUCGCCCAAAACGAGGAAAGAUGCAAGAACCAUUGAACAUCAACAUUUUAAAAAACAUAAAAAAUAUCGGGAUAAAGUUCACGUUGAUGUAAAUUUACCAACAAUUAAUGAAGAUAAGACAAGUAUUGUUACGGAUACGAAAAACAGUGAUAACGUUCAAGAAGAUAGUAAUACAAGUAAUAAUGAAACACUUAAGAAAGAUGCGCCAAUAAUGAAUGGUCAUGUUGAAAGGAUUUCUACCGCUACUGAACCUCCAAAACCUGCAAAGCCCAGAACUUUCGAUGAUAUAGAUUGGAAUUACAGUUAUCUGUCUAACAGUAACCGGAAAGAUCCCAACGCUAAGCGUCCGGCUUUGAAUGAUAUUGUCAAAAAUCAGGAAGAUGAAUUUCAUUCCGAACCAACGUUAGAACUACUCCCCGGUACAGUCGAGGUUCCCCAAACCGUUAAAACAACUAGCAUACUAGAAGAACGAGGAAGAUCACGAGAUAGGCAUCGACAAGUUAGAAUAGCUCCCAAUCCAAGCAACUCCAGUCCGAAGCGGAGUGUUGUAGACCCACGACGCAGCGCAAUGAGCCCCACUCGAACUGCAAUGAGUCCGGAUCGUAGUUUCAAUAAUCCUAUAAAAUCAGAAGCAAGUCCGGAUAGAUAUCAAGCCCCACCAAGCCGAGAGCAGGUAAGAAGAGACACGGAAGAAACAGUCAAAAAGGCUUUAUCUAUAAUGAAAAAUCGUAAAUCAUCAGCAACGAAGCAAACUAAAUCAGUGAAGGAACAGGAGAGAGUACCUGUUCUUAAAAGACCGAAAGCUGCUAAGUUAACCAAACGCUCUCGUAGUUUGACUAACAAUAAAGUUGCCGAUUGUUCAUCCCUUAGAACAAAUCACACUAGCUAUACUUCAAUGGAUAAUUUGCGAUCUUUAUCUAGGGACGUUGAAAACGUUCGAGCUACAGGACCAACUGGUUCUGUUGUUAAAUUACCGGAAAGUAAACAAAAGACUAGGCCGAUGAGCGCUCCUGUGACUCCUAGAACUAUGAUGACUAAUGAACGGAAGCUAUCAGAAAAAGUUCAGAAGAAUAUAGACAAUGUCCGUGCAAUGCCCGAAAGCGUACAUCCACGAGAGGUGGAAAAUCGUUUAACCCAUCUUACUAAACAAAUUCGAUUUACUCCUAUUCUCAGGAUUUCUGAACCCUCUUUAACAAAUAGACCUAAGAGUGAACCCGCAAAGAAUCUAAGUUCUACAAAUAGGAGAAUACUACCAAGACCUCCUACGAAAUCAGCAAACGAGAACAGUUCCAGUUCCUACCAGAGAAGGCGAGUAUUACCCUCCACACCGGAAAAAAAUUUACAAAUUAGAUCUCAACCAACAACACCAACGUAUGAACUGCAAUCAUCUACCAGGGAUUUUUCCACUCGAAGACUAGUUCGACCAUCCACUUCGAAUCACAACAAUCAGGAAGUUUGUGAAAAACGUCUUAAAUUAGAAGAUUUGACUCCGUUAUUAAAUUAUUUGAAACUAGUACGAGAUUGCCCUAGAGAAUACGUAAAAAUUAAACAAGCGGCUAGAAAUCAUAGCGGAUUACAGGGUAUUACUUUUCAAACGAGCAAUUUGGCCUAUAUUGAUACUAAUAGUCUCGUCGUUCAAGCCGCUUACGAAGUCGGUAGUCAAAGACAAAGUUCAGCAACUCUUAGAAAGUAUCCUGACAAUCGUAAAAUAUCUUAUCAUUCGCAGCAAUUCUCCGAUCAGAGUCAAGAUUUAUCAAAUUUGGAAAGGGCAAAAUCUAUUGCUGAAAUGUGGUUGAAUGGACUUAGUUCCGCUCAGGCAAUCAGGGCUAAGGAUUUAGCUUUGGAAAAACUUAGUCAAUCUGACAAAUCAGUUCGUGAAACUGAAAAAUUUUGCAGAUAUUUUAAAGCAGUAUCAUCUCAUUAA